This is a messenger RNA of Cyprinus carpio (common carp), 1322 nucleotides long. RefSeq lists its product as uncharacterized. The record is from RefSeq and is a predicted model, not a curated record. NCBI's taxonomy places the organism in Eukaryota, Metazoa, Chordata, Actinopteri, Cypriniformes, Cyprinidae.
CAGGUAACCCGUCAGCCGAGAAGACGCGUGACAAACUGGAAAGAGGUAGUCAAACACAAAACACUGCCAACAUAAAACCUAGGUUUCAUUUUCUUUUCUGAGCUGACUGCUGGAACAACAAUGACGGAACAACAGCGGGAAGAAAAACGCUACGAUCCUAAAGACAAAACGCUGAAGUUUGUAACGCGCCAGGAUGACAUAACUGGGGAUGAUGACCCUGAGACUCGUCGUGCGGAGAUGUCAUGUGGCCAUGCAGUGACUCCACAGUCACUGACUGCAUGGUGUCGCAGUCUGCUUGACCAGGGUCAGCACAAGUUCCUGUGUCCUGCACUUAAAGAAGGCACACUACAGAGAUGCAAUGCAGAAUGGCCCUAUGCAGAAGUGCGGAGGUUGGCUGUACUGACUCAAGAAGAGCAGAGCCAUUUUGAAGAGACGAUGGCUGUCCUUGCUGCAGCUGAGUACUGCGAACACAAAACAUGUCCUGGAUGUCAGUCAUUCGUUGAGAGAGCCGACAUUACCAACCUCUGUGUCAUGUGCACGAUCUGCACGGCUGAGAAGGGUCACGCCUUUCAAUUCUGCUGGCAGUGUAUGAGGGAAUGGAAAGGCCCAGGCCCUCGAUCUGACCGCUGUGACAACCCUGGCUGCACCAAUCCAGACAUUGAAAAGUUAGCAAAAUGUCGUGAAAUAAAACUACCUGAAGUCAAAAACGUGAGCUGUCCCUCAAUGCGAGCUUGCCCCACUUGUGGCAACCUUGUGGAGCAUGACACAACAGGGUGUAAGAAUAUCAUAUGUAAUCGUUGCAGGGUAGAAUUCUGCUUCGUUUGCCUGAAAGUCACUCAAGUAUGCUUGCAAACAAGCAAUUACUUCAUUGGCUGUUCUGAUGGGGUCGCACCACGGCAGACUUCCAUUCCUUCCUGGAAUAGGAACUGAAAACCAUUGAAGAAGCCAAACAAAACGUUUUAAAAAUGUGAAAUGAUAAAAUGUCAAAAAUGUGAUGUAAGUUGCUUUGGAUAAAAGUUUCUGCCAAAAUGCAUAAACGACAUGUAGUAGGCUAUAUUAAAAUGUUAUUCCUUUUGUGUGUGAUUCUAUAUAAAAAUCAAAUAUAGUAUAAGGUGAAGGCUUUCUUUCCAUUGUUCUUAUAUUGAUUGUUUAUUUUCUUACGGCAUUUUGUAACCAUUUAAUUAUUUGUUAAGCAUAAAUGAGAGUGAAUUUGAAGAUGUUUUCAUAUUGUAAAAUGGGUUACAUGACCUCUUAAAUUUUCUUCUUCUUUUCCAGGCAUAACUUGCUCUAAUAAACAACAAUAAAAUCAGUUUGCUGAGAAA